Messenger RNA from Heterocephalus glaber (naked mole-rat), 3348 nucleotides. RefSeq names its product centriolar coiled-coil protein of 110 kDa-like. Lineage: Eukaryota; Metazoa; Chordata; Mammalia; Rodentia; Bathyergidae. Gene Ontology annotation, biological process: regulation of cytokinesis; centrosome duplication; ciliary basal body organization. The record is from RefSeq and is a predicted model, not a curated record. Gene Ontology annotation, cellular component: centriole.
AUGGAAGAGUAUGAAGAGUUCUGUGAAAAACUUGCCCAAAUCCAAGAAGCAUCACUGUCCACAGAGAGCUUUCUGCCCGCUCAGUCUGAAAGAAUCUCGCUGAUUUGCUUCCAUGGACUGGCUGUGCUUUCUCCACUGCUUAGUAUUGAGAAGAGAAAGGAAAGGCAACAAGAAAAACAGAAAACACUCAAUGUAGAGGCAAGGAAGCAGGUUAAUAGGAAGAAAGCUUUAUUGACUCGUGUCCAGGAGAUUCUUGAAAAUGUCCAGGUUGGAAAAGCACAUAAAGCCAGUGAUUUUGAUCAGUGGGAGGCCAGAACAGUUUACUCCAAUUCAGAAGUCAGAAACUUGAAUGUUCCUGCUACAUUUCCAAAUAGCUUCCCAAGCCCUACUGAACACUCUACUUUAGCAAAGUUUGAAAAGACAACCAGGGUUUCACCCAUUGAUAACGAGCACCAACAGAAUCCUAAUGGGAUAGAGUUAGCUAGAGAUACAGAAGGAUUUAACUCUCCAGAGCAAUGUGAUAAUUCAAAUAGUAGUCAGGGUGAAACUGAAACAUCUCCAAAGUUCUCCUCAGAGACACCAAAAGGAACUCUCAUUUCUGAGGGUCUGGUCUCAAGGGCUGAAGAACCAUCAGUUUUGUUAGAAGUCACCCUGGACCCCUAUGUAAUGAGUCUUCAGAACCUGAUGAAAAAGUCAAAGGAAUAUAUAGAAAGAGAACGAUCUGGGUGCAGCCUGAGAAGCAGUGCAAGGAGGAGCAUCAACGAGAGUCCCUCAGACAAGGAAAAUGAUGCUGCUACAGUGAGCGAGUGUGUGAAGGAGAAAGCCCCGCUGACUGGCAAACGCUGUGGCUUGGCGAUUCCUGAUAAACUAAGCCUUAAUAAAUCAAAUGUUCUUCUCCAAGGAGCUUCCUCUCAACCAGGCAGCAGGAAUACAUCCGUUUUAGCUAGCUUUUCUAAAGUAGAUGUUCCUGUCCAAACAGAGCAUCCCACUGUUCCAGAUUCUGAGGCUGAUUUUAAAGUUAUUCCCACUUUUAUUACUGAAAAUAAUGUGAUAAAAAGUCUUACAGGUUCAUAUGCCAAAUUACCUAGUCCUGACCCUGAAAUGCAUCAAAGACAUUCUGGGUCAUCUUCAGCAUGUCAUAUACUUAUAAAUAACCCAAUAAAUGCCUGUCAGUUAAGCCCUAAAGGGGCCGGGGAUUUAGCUCACCCUAAAGGAAAAGAAGAAAUGGUGGACAUAAUCAUUCCAGAUACUGAUGAAAAAACAAGUGUAUCAGAAACUGUGCCAAAGUUACCACUUGAUUUAGCAGGAGUUUGUUCAAGUAAGACUUAUGUCAGCAAAAAUGCUAGUGAAACCAUAGAAGAUGUGGCUGUAGAUAAAUCAACUCAGGUGUGUCAGUCUUUGGGAAAUCAGUUAGAAAAUAAAGUUAGACAUGGACUUGCUGCUGUGGAAGGCCAGUUAAUAUCUGAUGCCCGAGGAACACACAAAAUGAAUAAUACUCCUUGUCCUACAAGGCCCAAAUUGCAGGAUCCAUAUGUCACUCCCAGUCAGUGCAUAGCAAGUAAAAACUUGGGAACCCUGAGUGGAUUCAGGUCAGGCAGUGUGUUAGAGAAAAACUCCUGCAAUUCGCAGAUGGAACUGAAUAAGUCUUACAGUGUAAAAAAUCCAUCUCCUUUACUGAUGCAAAACCAGAACCCUGGACAGCAGAUGGACACACCUAUGGUGUCCUGUGGAAAUGAACAGCUUUUGGAUAACAGCUUGGAAAAAGUUAAGCAGAGACUGUGUGUGGAUUUAGAUAUGGAUGGUGUGCAGAAGGAAAACUGUCCUUAUGUCAUAACCACCGGCAUGGCUGAAUAGGAGAGACAGUAUUUGCCAGAAAAAAGAUACCCUAAGGGAUCGCUCUACAUUUACAAGAAUAAAAUAUUAGAAACUAGCACAAAAGAAGGUGAGGAGCUACUAAAAAGCAAGAUGUUAGCUUUUGAAGAAAUAUGGAAGAGACUAGAAGAACAGCACGCCCAGCAGCUAUCCCUACUCAUAGCUAAGGAGGAAAGGGAACAGGAAAGACUACAGAAGGAAACAGAAGAACAGGAGAAAAUAUUAAAAGAGAAGAAGGUGUUUACGACAGAAAUUUCUGAAUUGAACAUUAACCAUAUGGUAGAAUUAGAAUGUAGAAAAAUAAGUGACUCUGGUUUGUUUGAAACAGUGCUGUCUCAAAUGGACUCAUUCUGCACUUCAAAUUCCCAUAGUUCUGGUUUCACAGAUUUCACCCUACAAUAUAGUUGUGGAUCGGCAAAUGAAGCACCCUUUUACCUCUGGGGAUCAUCAACUGGUGGCACUACCAAACUCUCAGUACCAAGGCCCUUUGGAAGGGGCCAACCUCGAUGGUCUCAGGUUUUUAAUCCGGAAGUACAAGUGAAAUUUAACAAAAUAACUGCCAUGGCAAAGGGAUUUCUUACUCGUGGGCUUCUGCAGACAGACAAGCUGAAGCAGCUUCAACAAACUGUAAAAGAAACUAUGGAAUUCAUAAGAAGCUUUCAGUCAGAAGUGCCAUGAAAAAGAGGCAUUGUCUCAGCACAAAACGUGUCCCUUCAGGAGAGAGUGUUGAUACAGUUGCGUGCUGCCCUGUAUGGUUUUCAUGACAUAUUCUUUGUCAUGGAUGCAGCUGAAAGAAUAUCUCUUCUGCAGCAUGAUCAAGAAGUUUGCAAAGAGAAAAUGCUCAGGCAAAUGGAUAAAAUGAAAAGUCCACGUGUGGCUCUUUCAGCUGCAACACAGAGGUCUCUCGAUAGGAAGAAAUACAUGAAAGGUGCUGAAAUGGGAAUGCCAAAUAAGAAAGUUCUGGUUAAACAAAGUCCUUCUGAAACAAGAGUCCUGCAGCCAAACCAAGGACAGAAUGCACCUGUUCAUAGGAUACUUAAUAGACAAGGGAGUAUAUGCAGGAAAAAUCCAAAGAAUUCAGCCAAAUGCUGUGACAAUUUAGGAAGACAACAUUCAUUAGGAUGGGGGGAAGUGAAAUGGGACAAAAUUCCCUAUGCACAGUGCGUUAUGGCCUUAUAUCAGAAUAAGGGAAAGGGUAAACCUUUUACCAAGAAAGGAAAACCCCUUCUGCUGUUUGAAAAUCUUCUGGAUGACAACCUGCUUUGUCUUCUUCUGAGUCCAGAAGAAAGGUGUUUUGCAGGCCCCAGCUCAGAUCACUGCCGAGCAGAGAAGAAAAACCAGCUGUGCUGGCAAAAGCCAAAAGAGGAAGUUGAUAGGCAGCAUGCUAAUCAUCCUGACAACCAGGUUUGGCUGCCUGCUAAACAGUCAGACCCAGGAAGCCCUCCUGAUGGGGACUCUAACACAGCUGCAGGGUGA